CACACUCUCUCUCUCUGUCUCUCUCUAAAUCUAGAAAUCUUCAGUUUCCCUAAAUCUGUGUGAAAACGAUGAAGUCCCCAGCGAAGAUCGGAGAGAAUCGGUUCUUAGGAAACAUUUCGACUUCUUCUAUCCGAAAUUUGCUUCCCAGAUCCAUCUACGCGAAGCAGAAAUCAAUCCAAAAUCCACAAGCUCAAAGUUUCAGAUCCAACGAUGAGAACGCGCCUCCCUGCGACUCAAACAUACAUACUGCUCAUAACGAUCUUCACUUGAAGAAAAAAUCGCCGCAGAAAGUAUUCUUAUCCGCCGCGACCCAGAUUCUCCCCGAAGAACAAACUCAGAUUCAGAAGUUUGUGCCAAACACUUACCCUGAAGACAAAGAGGAUAUUGGUUCAAAUUCUCCACUAAAGUUUGAAGCCAGGAAUGUACUGGCCACAAGAUCUGUCCCAAUGGCUAACGAGAUUACAGAGGAAGAUGACAAAUUGGGUGACCAGAUUCGUGAACUAAAGGAGGAGCUAAUAAGAACCAAGUCUGAUGGGUACAAACCUGAUGGAAGCAAGGGUGGUUACUUUGUGAGGGAGAGCUUGAGUCAAUUGAGAAUGAGCAUCAACAAGUCUUUAGUCAUGUCGUGUGGAAACAAAGAAGAUUCAGAAAAGGAAACAAUGGAUGAUGAUGUGAUGGAAUUGAAUAGACAUAUUGAGAAGUUUCACGCUUUCUCUGAUGUUGAUGACUUGAAGGAUUCUAUGCAAUCCUCUUUUGCAAGUGCGUCCUGUUGUGAAGCAGAGUCGAUGAGCGGAGAUGAGAUCUGCUCAGAAGAUGUGGAGAUACACAAGCGUCGGAUUCACAAAGAUUGUGCCUUGGCUGAAUCUGUGGGAAAUGGGAUUUCAAUCAGCUUACCUCACCAGGCUCGUACUCUUGAAGAGCCAGCUUUGUCCGAAUCUCCAAAGAUUAGGAACUUUAGGAAGAGCGUGGCUGUGUCGACAAAGUUUCAGGCAAGUCCGAGGAAUGUAACCGAGAGCCACAACAUUGGAAGCAAAACUGUCGAACAAUUUGGCCCUUGUAUGUCCAAGAAGCCUUUGAGUCCUACAGAUUCUCUAGCUGCAAGUCUCCAGAGAGGACUACAGAUUAUAGACUGUCACCAAAGGAGCUCACUUUCAAACAGAUCUUCUGUUUCCUUCUCGUUUGGGCAUCUGUCUCUGAAGCCUUGCGAUGAAGCCGAGAAUCUUAGUGCUUCGGCAUUGUUACAGGAAGAUAGACCAAAAGAAGGUGGAUCAUCCAUUCUUCUGUGCCUUUCUUGCAGACAGAAACUUGACCAAGAAGCUGAAGGAGGAUAUAAGGCAACAGAAGAAACUUGCGCAGACGAGAAGCAUCUCAAGAACAUGUGUAUGGAGCAGGCUACCAAAAUUGAGCAGCUAACUUGUCUGUUAGACCAAUACAAAAAGAACAGUGUGCAAGAGCCAAGUAAGCUGAUGAAACCCAUCGAUGGUGAAGAUGGGACAGAGGUUGUGAAGGAAACAUAUGAGACAAACCAACUUAGUGAGGAGUUUGGGAAGAAAAGGAUCGAUCUCAGUGAAAAGGAAGCUCUUUUAAAGGAGAUUGCAGAGCUUAAGAGCAAGCUACAGCCUACUAAAUCAACAGAUAAUCUGAGAUCAUCUUUGCUUUUACGGUCCUUUCAAAUGAGGAAAAGCACUGAUCUUACCAAGAACGCGGAGAACAACAGUGACGUCCUAGAGGAAGAACGUGAAAGGUGGACAGAAAUGGAGAGUGAAUGGAUAUCAUUAACAGAUGAUCUGAGAAUGGAUAUUGAUAGCCACCGUAGACACGCAGAGGAUCUGGAGAUAGAGCUCAAAAAAGAGAAAAUGGCUACAGAGGAGUUAAAUGACGCUCUUAGUAGAGCUAUGGUUGGUCACAGUAGAUUCAUCGAGCAAUACACAGAACUACAGGAGAAGUAUGAUGAAUUAGCUGAGAGGCAUAGUGUGACGAUGGCAGGAAUAGUUGAUGUGAAAAAAGCGGCGGCUAAAGCUGCUGUGAAAGGCCGUCAUGGGAAGCGUUUUGCAAAAGCUUUCUCAGCUGAGCUUACUGCCAUUAGAGCUGAGAAGGAGAAAGAAAGAGAGUUCCUGAAAAAGGAGAACAAGGGCCUUAAAGUUCAGCUGCGAGAUACCGCUGAAGCUGUCCAAGCUGCAGGAGAAUUACUUAUCAGACUCCGAGAAGCUGAGCAAUAUGUGCAAUCCUCUGAGGAACGUUUCAGCUUAAUUGAAGAAGAGAAUGAGAGGUUGAAGAAGCAAAUGGAGAAGUUAAAGAGUAAGCACAAAACAGAAAUGAGCACAAUGAAGCAAUAUCUUGCAGAAAGCAAACUACCAGGGUCUGCAUUAGAGCCAUGGUUCAAGGAGAAUGAGGAAAAUUUAUCAGAACACAGAACCGGUUUGGUCAUGGAGAAUGAGGAACAUGAAUCAGAACACAGAACCGGUUUGGUCAGCUAUGACGAUUAUGCAGACGAUCAAGCAUGGAGAGCUGAGUUUGGAGCCAUAUAUCAAGACCAGGAGUCUUGAUCAUUUCUUAUGUUGGUGUUUAUCUGUUUUUUUUUGUGUUUUUUUUUUUUGUGUAUGUGUGUUGCGAGUGAAAUCUAUUUGAUUUCAAACAGAUUAUUUGAGAUUGAGGUUGAACAAUCAUAGGUGUUCGAAGGGACUUAGUAUCUGAUUUUAUUGUCCGAGUUUCUCUAAAAAUCUAGACUCAUGAGGUUCUUGAGGGAUAACAAUGGUGUCUGUGUAGACUUCUUUAGCAUAGCUUUUCCAGAGAAGAACAUUA
This is a messenger RNA of Eutrema salsugineum, 2802 nucleotides long. RefSeq names its product kinesin-like protein KIN-12F. The transcript has 8 exons. NCBI's taxonomy places the organism in Eukaryota, Viridiplantae, Streptophyta, Magnoliopsida, Brassicales, Brassicaceae. Bases 69 to 2546 code for a protein of 825 amino acids. The record is from RefSeq and is a predicted model, not a curated record.